ACUGCUUCAGGCUUCUUCCCUUCAUCCCACUAUCCGUCCCCUCCCCCGCAGCCCUUCCUCCUGCAUCCUUCCCUCUUGCAUCCUUCCCUCCUGCAUCCCUCCCUCCUGCAUCCCUCCCUCCUGCAUCCCUCCCUCCUUCCUUCCCUCCUUCCGUCUGCCUGCGCAGAGCCGCGGACAUGGCGCUCAGCAAUUUCCUCUUCGCUCAGUGCAUCUGCUACUUCCUGGCUUUCCUCUUCAGCUUCAUCGUGGUGGUGCCCCUCUCCGAGAAUGGCAAUGACUUCCACGGCCGGUGCCUGCUCUUCACCGAGGGCAUGUGGCUCAACGCUAACCUGACGGUGGAGAGGCAGCGUUUCACUGUACAAGAGUGGGGGCCCGAGGCUGCCUGCCGCUUCAGCAUCUUCACCGGGCUCCUCUCCCUCCUGCUGGCCACAGUGCAGGCCUGGAGGACUCUCUUCUUUCUCUGCAAAGGGCAUGAGGACUCUUUCUUUUAUGCCUUCCUGAAUCUGCUGAUCAGCGCCUUUGUGGUGUUUAUCACAUUUAUUGCUAGCACUAUAGUGAGUGUAGGAUUUAACAUGUGGUGUGAUGCAAUUACCGAAAAAGGAAGCAUGCCAAAUAGCUGUGAAGAAUUACAGGAUAUAGAUCUUGAACUGAACUUAGAAAACUCUGCUUUCUAUGACCAGUUUGCUAUUGCACAGUUUGGUCUCUGGGCUGCCUGGCUGACUUGGCUGGGAAUUACCAUUCUGGCUUUCCUAAAGGUUUAUCACAACUACAGACAGGAGGACCUGCUAGAUAGCCUGAUUCAUGAGAAGGAGCGGUUGCUAGGAAGAUCCUCUUCACGAUCCUCUUUGCAAGAUGAGAAAAGUGGAAUGAUCUAAAGUGAUUGCUGAGGGGACUGGAGAGUGCCAUAUAUCAGAACAGAACAGGUAGUGAGGAGAACUGUCAGCACAUUUCCUACGAGGGAUUUUGGCUUUCAGGCUGUGAUAUGAGGGACCCAGCAUGGAACUGCCUAUUGCUUACUACCUGCUCAUAUGGCUUCACAAACUGCAAAGAACCUCCUUGAAGCAUGUGUUUGCCUAAACUCUGCUUCUGGAGAGAGCUACCUGUGUCAGCUGUGCAGAUACCUAUUGCAAAGGUGCUGGCAUUGCCACCAGGUUUGAAGGGACUGCUUUUUAAACCUCUUCUUUCAGUGUUGAGAGAUCCAUAUACCCUACAGCUGGCCAUUGGCCCUGUGUAGCUCGUGGCUUUUGUGGGGAAGGAAAGGCUGUUACCAAAUCUAGACCUGACGCUUUUGAAAGUAGCUCAUUGAAAUCCAUUGUUCUAAAAGGUUUGGGAGUCUUUGGGAGUUUUGGAUCUGAAGCAGAUCUUUUUUGCUUAUGUCAGUGCAGCCUCUCUGAAAUGUAUAUCCUGUGGUUUAUGUACUCAUGAGCUACUGUCUCUUCUUAUAUCCAUGUGGGAAAAGCUUUGUAUAAAGAGGUCCUUGUGUAAUGGGUAUUUGGGGACAAAUCUAAUGACUUUUCAUGACUUUUUUUUUAAACUAUUGAAAGCAGUAGAGGGGCAGAUCAUCUGCUGAUUUACAUAGCUUAGGUUUGUGAGCCAUGCUGAAGCCACACUAGUCCACACAAGCUGAGGGAAUAGCUGGUCUGUUUUGAAUAUUAUCUCUGUUGAUUUGUAUAGUCUUUUGCAGUGUAAUGACUGCUGAUUUGGAGCUUUAAUUGCAUGCAUUUGACAAAAUCAGAACUGGAGUGAGGUUUACUAUUGUUUUGAUAUAGUCUCAAAAGGGAAGCUUUUUACUAGCAUUUUAAUAUAGCCUUUGUAAAUGCUUGGUAAAUAAAAAUUCUGAGUCCAAUCCUUUUGCUAAUGGAGUCACUGAAAAAGUUUCCUUUGGCUUUACUAGGAGCUGGAGUGGGUUCUAUAUAAAUGCUACACUCUUGUGUUACUGAGUCUGCGUGUUUUAUAUAUGGAUGCUUUUUGCUGGGCAGUACAUUGGCUUUUUAUGAUUUGGUGAUACACAAAUAAAUUAUUUGAAAAGUCAA
Messenger RNA from Melopsittacus undulatus (budgerigar), 2033 nucleotides. RefSeq names its product transmembrane protein 179 (gene TMEM179). The record is from RefSeq and is a predicted model, not a curated record. The transcript has 5 exons. NCBI's taxonomy places the organism in Eukaryota, Metazoa, Chordata, Aves, Psittaciformes, Psittaculidae. The coding region runs from base 177 to 875 and encodes 232 amino acids.